GCAACUAUGUUGUGUGAUAUUGGGACUAUAUAUAGAGUUAACGACGCUUAGUAUCGAAAAAUAUCCUAAAUAGAAAACACUAAAAUGGCACAAUUGAAAACUACUCUUUUAUUUUCAAUUAUUUACAUUUGCCUGUUAAUGACAUUCUAUUGUUAUGCGGAGGAUAGUUGUAUAAAUGCUGGUCUAAGAUGUAGGAAUAAUCCCAAGAGAUGCUGUGAUGAUUUAGAAUGUUUACCUGCUUUCAUUAAUGAGGUAGUUUGUCGUCGAAGGGAAUCUCCUAGAUGUCUACGUGAAGGUAUGCAGUGCAUUAGGUUUGAUCGUAAUAUGAGAUGCUGUGGAGAUUUAAUAUGUGAAGGCGCAGGUCUGAGAGAAACAUGCCGUAGAAGAUGGAACUAAAGUUGAUAUACAGAUAAGAAACACAACAAUUUAUUUUUAAAAAAUUACAGCAGGAUCAUACACACAAUUGUGAUUCUGAAUCUGUUACAAAUUAAAAUAAUAACAGUACAAGAUUAAAACUAUAGAAAAAUGAACAUUGAUAAAUAAAUUUGUGUUUAUUGUUUAUUGUCUGUUUCUGUGUGAUAUAGAAUAAUAAACUGAAUUAAAAUAAAA
Leptopilina heterotoma is the source of this 609-nucleotide messenger RNA. RefSeq lists its product as uncharacterized. Bases 85 to 396 code for a protein of 103 amino acids. The record is from RefSeq and is a predicted model, not a curated record. The transcript has 2 exons. NCBI's taxonomy places the organism in Eukaryota, Metazoa, Arthropoda, Insecta, Hymenoptera, Figitidae.